Messenger RNA from Paraphaeosphaeria sporulosa, 1560 nucleotides. Its product is annotated as cytochrome P450 monooxygenase. The record is from RefSeq and is a predicted model, not a curated record. The coding region runs from base 1 to 1560 and encodes 519 amino acids. Gene Ontology annotation, molecular function: iron ion binding; oxidoreductase activity, acting on paired donors, with incorporation or reduction of molecular oxygen; heme binding. NCBI's taxonomy places the organism in Eukaryota, Fungi, Ascomycota, Dothideomycetes, Pleosporales, Didymosphaeriaceae. The transcript has 2 exons.
AUGAGUUGUGCAACGGCUGGGGGGAUCCUGCUCGGGGCGGCGGGUGCCUUCAUUAUCGUACUGGCAGGCUACGUCCUCGGGCGCGCCGUGUACAACAUCUUCUUCCACCCACUGAGGCACUUCUCGGGCCCGAUGUGGACGGUUGCCUCCGACUUCUCUAAGCUUUGGAUCCUACGGACCAAGCAACAGCACAGGUUGGGCAUGGCGGCUCACGCACGCUACGGGCCCGUUGUGCGGGUGGCGCCCAACCUCCUAGCCGUUAGCGACGCCCGGCUCCUCCCACAAAUCUACCAUCGCCGGGCUGAGAAGACGGACAUCUUCACCCAGGCGAUUCUGGGCGACCUGGCACCGCCGCUCGAGGUGCGAGACUGGCGGGAGCAUAGCACGAGACGCAAGCGGGUGGCGAGCACCUUCUUCCAGACCAACGUCCGCAAGCUGGAGAGCGACAUUGACAGAUGCGUGCUCGAGUGGACGGCGGCGCUGGACAGGCGCUUCGCAGACACAGGCGACAGGCUCGACUUCGCCAACUGGUCUCAGUGGUUUGCCUACGACACCAUCUGCACCCUGACACUGGGGAAAGCCUUGGGCUUCGUCGCCGAGGGCUGCGAUGUGGCCGGUCUGCUCAAGAACUUCCACGCCAUGGCCCCUUAUGCCGCACUCGUCUACGCGCUCCCGUGGCUCUGCGCACCUGUGCUGAAGAGUGCCUUUCUGAGGAAGCUCGUACUCCCUUCCAGACUGGGAGACAAGGAGGCGACGGAGAGACUCAUGGCGUUUCGCGAUUCCCUCGUGCAGGAAAAGCGUGCCGGUCGUGCCAGGGUGGAGAAGCUUAGUAAGGAGCAGGGUGUCACGGGUGCCACGGGUGUCAACAACAUCCUCGCUGCCAAACGAGAAGACGGAAGCGCCAUUGAGCUCGAGGAGACGGGCCCCAACUCGUUCGUGCUCAUGGUGCUGGCAUCUGACACCACCGCCGCCUUCAUCUGCGGCUUCGUUCAGCAUGUGCUGGCCCGCCCCGGCGUGCACGCUCGCCUGCUCGCUGAGAUCCAAGACUUUGAGCAUCGGGGCUGCUUCUCAUCGCCUGUCGCCACCUUUGACGACAUCCAGCGGAUGCCCUACUUCGUGGCCUGCUACCGCGAGGUGCUGCGAUGCCAGCCGCCCGCGUCCAUCUUGCUCUCGCGCCUCGUGGGUGACCAAGGCCUCUGGUUAAAUGGGCAGUAUGCACCCCCAGGCACCGAAGUUGGCGCCAAUCCAUACGUCGUGAACCGUGACCCCACCGUGUUUGGCGACGAUGCCGAAGAGUUUCGGCCCGAACGUUGGCUCCACGGCGAGGACCAGGCCCAGGUGAUGGAGCGGUACAUGCUGACCUGGGGAUACGGGACCCGUAUCUGUCUAGGCAAGAACAUUGCCAUGAUGGAGACAUACAAGCUGCUGCUACACUUCUUCCGUCGAUUCCGCCCGUCUAUGGCCGACGACAAGAGUGAAUGGACAGUGCAGAAUUUGGGUUUAUUUGUCCAUCGGAAAAUGUGGCUGCGCAUCGAACCCCGUCACAUGGAGACGGCAUGA